AUGGCUCCUUGUGAUGAUAUGUAUGGUAUAAAUCUGAUUAUGUAUGAUGAUGAAAGCUUGAUGAUUUGUGUUCAUAAAAUGAUUCAAAUAAUAGACGGUAAUAAUUACCUAACGAUUGGAAACAUGAAUGGUUUAUUGCUUGAUUAUUCUGAUGCCGCACACACUCUUGAAAUAUACAACUCGGAUUUGCAUGCUGUACAACCGGACCUACAUUUACCCCAAGGCUCGUCUCUCUUUGUUGAAAAGAAAGACCAUUUGGUUUCGCCAAAUGGCCUUUUCACAGCUGGUUUUCACGAAAUUGGCCAAAAUGCUUAUUGCUUCGGGAUAUGGUUUACACAGCCCACGGAGGACGGAAAACACACUUUGGUUUGGAUGGCAAACAGAGAUGAACCUGUCAACGGAAAACGCUCCAAGUUUUCGUUGGGGAAAACAGGAGAUCUUGUUCUAACGGACGCUGGCCGGAGAUUUUGGACAAGUAAUACGAAUUCAAAGUUUCCUGUGCAACUGAAACUUCUUGAUUCGGGUAACCUUGUUCUUAUCCACAUAGACAAUAAGUCAUAUAUUUGGCAAAGCUUUAGUUCUCCAACUGACACCAUACUUCCCAAUCAACCUUUUACCAAAGAUACUGCUCUUACAUCUAUAAGAAGUUUAACAAACUUUUCUUCCGGUUUUUAUAAAUUUUAUUUCGACAAUGACAACGUAAUCAAACUUCUUUACAACAGAGAUGAAGUAACCAGUGUCUUUUGGCCUAGGCCUUGGUUACUACCUUGGGCAGCAGGAAGGACCACUUACAACAAUAGUAGAUUUGCUUCACUUGAUUCCAAAGGCCGUUUCUGGUCUUCGGAUAGUUUUACUUUUCUCACCAGCGAUUACGGCAAAACCCUUCAAAGAAGACUGACACUUGAUGUUGAUGGCAAUAUUAGAGUUUACACACUAAACAAAAGAAGGUGGAUUGUUACAUGGCAUGCAAUUUCAACAACUUGUGCAAUUCAUGGGGUUUGUGGUCCAAACAGCCUUUGUACCUAUAGUCCUGAAUCCGGAAGGACAUGCGCGUGUAUGCAUGGGUACAAGGCGAAGAAUCACUCAGAUUCGUCUUUUGGGUGUGAGCCUACAUUUGAUCUCACAAAACAUCCUGAGAACUAUGACUUCAUAAGGCUCCCUUUCGUCGAAUUUUACGGAUUUGAUUCUCAGUUCUCAUCAAGAUCCACUUUCAGUGAAUGCAAAAAAGCCUGCUUGGAUGAUCCUAACUGUAAAGCCAUCCAAUUCAACUUUGACCAAGGAUAUGGUGCUUUUGUCUGUUAUGUCAAGACUUUGUUGUACAAUGGCUUCUACAAGGGUACACCUUUCAAUACUUAUCUUAAGUUGCGUAAGACUGAUGUAUUGUCAUAUAAUCAAAAGGUUGCUAAUGAGUCAAAAUUGGAGUGCUCCACUUCUGUGAUAGAGCUAAAACGACCAUAUGAAGAAAAGGAUGAAAGUGGGUCUCGCAAGUUUAUGUUGUGGUUCAGCAUCAUCCUAGGUGGAAUUGAAGUCUUGUGCUUUCUAUUCUUUUGCUUAAUCACCAAAAGAACCUCAGGCAAAACCACCCAAUCCUACCUUGCAAUUGCUACUGGAUUCAAAAGAUUCACAUACGAUGAGAUAAUGAAGGUGUCACAUAAAUUUAGAGAGGAGAUUGGGAGAGGUGGUGGUGGCAUUGUGUACAAAGGAAAACUGCCUGACAAUCGAGUGGUGGCAAUUAAGGUGCUCCACGACGCCAUCCAGGGAGAGGCUGAAUUUCUAGCAGAGAUGAGCACAAUUGGAAGAAUAAAUCAUAUGAACUUGAUAGAAACGUAUGGUUAUUGUGCUGAGGGAAAGCAUAGGAUCUUGGUGUAUGAGUACAUGGAGAAUGGAUCCUUAGCUAGCAACUUGUUGGUUGCUAACAAGCUUGAUUGGCUGAAAAGGUUUGAAAUAGCCAAAGGUGUGGCUAAAGGGCUAGCUUAUUUACAUGAAGAAUGCUUGGAGUGGGUCUUGCAUUGUGAUGUUAAACCACAUAACAUAUUGUUGGAUGCUAAUUAUAUCCCAAAGGUUGCUGACUUCGGCUUGUCGAAACUAUUCCAUCAAAAUGUUACUGAAGAUUCCAUCUUUUCGAGGAUAAGAGGGACUAGAGGGUAUAUAGCUCCAGAAUGGGUGUUUAAUCUUCCAAUUACGUCAAAAGUAGAUGUUUAUAGCUACGGGAUGGUGGUUCUUGAGAUGCUAACAGGACGAAGUCCCACAUGUGAUCAAGCAAUUGAUUAUAGCAAAAUUGUUGAGCAAAAACGGCUUGUAGACUGGGUGAGGGAGAAGGUUUAUGAGGCUCGCGAGGAUUUGACAGAGACACAACUCAUGGAGAUAUUGGAUCCUGUGAUGACGGAGAGAUUUGAGAUUAUCCAAAUGAAAAAUCUUCUAAGGGUGGCUCUGCAAUGUGUUGAGGAAGAUAAAGAUGCUAGACCAACCAUGAGCGAGGUUGUAAAGAUGCUUCUCGACUCUGACAAGGACUAUUAGUGUGACAACUCGAGCUUUCCCUUCACGUUCCACCCUGCAUUGUAACUAUGUGAAAAGAAUAAAUGCGCUUGAAUAUAUCCGAUUUGCUUAUAUAAAUAUGAAUGUUGUGAACGUUAUUUGUAAAUUUAUAUUAUAAAGGGAAUC
Molecule: messenger RNA, 2661 nt
Organism: Helianthus annuus (common sunflower)
Lineage: Eukaryota; Viridiplantae; Streptophyta; Magnoliopsida; Asterales; Asteraceae
Product: putative receptor protein kinase ZmPK1
Exons: 3
Coding region: 1-2517 (838 amino acids)
Biological process (GO): protein phosphorylation; recognition of pollen
Molecular function (GO): protein serine/threonine kinase activity; ATP binding
Source: RefSeq, a predicted model, not a curated record